GAGGUAUCGAUCAUUUCCGUACCCACUAGAAACUCUUAUCGAUAAUCGAUAAUCGAUAACUGACUAUCGCGAAAAAAAGUUACCCUGCGCAGAAGAUUGAAAGCAAAGUUUCAAGUGGAAUCAAUCUUAGCAUAUCUAACAAUUGUAUAAGCCCUCCACCGAACGGGCGCAAUUUUACUAGCAAAUUGCUAUGAGAUAGGCAAUGAGCUCACUCAAGAGGAAAGAUGCCCCUGGGGCGGCAUCAAUUGCAAAACCCACGAAAGCGCAUAGCGACUCGCGGCCGUCAAAGCGAUCCAAGCCCGACAAGACCUCUGAGAAAAAUGAUUCUGAGAAAAAUAAUGCGAAGUCGAAUUCGAAUUCGAAACCCACUAGCACAUCUACAGUCUCGCGCUUAAAGGAAGAUGAACCUCUUUUUCCUCGUGGAGGUGGCAGCGUCCUCACUCCACUUGAGCACAAGCAGAUCUCCAUACAGGCGAAGCAAGACGUUCUAUUCGAGCAAGCGUCCGGGCAGAGUACGAACAAACCAGACCGUAUUUCCAAGAAGAAGAGGGUCAAGCUAUCGAAGGAUGGAAAGUCUGGAAAGUCUCAGCAGGAUGAAGAGAGUACGAAGGUCGAGAGUCUCAACUACAAGCGGCUAGUCAAAGGCUCUCUAGUUCUCGGCCAGGUAGCGGAAAUUAACCCUCUAGAACUUGUCCUAUCACUACCAAACAAUCUCUCUGGCCAUGUGCCAAUUACUGCUAUUUCCGACACUCUAAACGAGAAGAUAGCAGCCGAGGCGGCCAAUGACGAGGAAGAUGACGAGGCCGAAGAUGGUCUCGACCUACAGACCAUCUUCAAAAUUGGCCAGUAUCUUCGCGCCUAUGUCACGUCAACUAUUGAAGAGUCGACAGCCGCUUCUGCUAAACCUAGGAGGCGUAUUGAAUUAACAUUGCGUCCAGCUCUCGCAAAUACAGGUUUAUCCAGUCAGGAUGUCGUUACCAACUCUACCGUCAUGGCAACAGUCAUUAGUGCCGAGGACCAUGGUUUCGUCAUGGAACUAGGUAUAUCUGAUUCAGACCUGCGAGGAUUCUUGCCUCGAAAAGAGUUAGCAGAAGACAUGACGGAUUCUCAACUACAACCUGGAAGUGUCGUCUUAUGUCUCGUGACGGGGAAAGCUACCAACGGCAAGGUUGCUCAGUUGACUACUCUUCCGAAUAAAAUUGGGAGAGUCCAGAACUAUGCAUCAGAAGCAACCACAAUUAACACGUUCUUACCAGGAUCCGCGGUAGAAUUCAUGGUAACAGAUAUUGCCAAGCGUGGAAUACUAGGAAAGGUUAUGGGUUCCCUGGAUGUUACGGCUGAUCUAAUCCAUUCGGGUCUCGGACCCAAGGCCCUAGACUUGGAUUCCAAGUAUAAGAUUGGGAAGAAGUAUAAGGCUCGCGUAGUAUGCAACUUCCCAGCCGCUAAAGAUCCAAAAUUAGGUGUCUCGUUGCUAGACCACGUGGUGUCCUUGAAAUCAAAGUCGACUCCUUCGGGUGAGCUGCCUCCGAAAGCUCUCCCUAUAUCAUCAGUGGUGGAACAAUGCAAGGUUAUCAAGGUUGAUCCAGAAGUCGGCCUGUUUGUUGAUGUUGGUGUCGAAGGAACACCUGGGUUUGUACAUAUAUCCAGGGUCAAAGAUGGUAAGAUCGAUAUGCUGUCCGAGUCUUCUGGCCCCUUUAAAACGGAUUCCGUGCACCGUGGCCGAGUAGUAGGCUACAAUGCUAUUGACGGCAUGUUCCAUCUAUCGUUCGAGAAGCACAUCCUAGAGCAGCCGUUCCUGCGCAUCGAAGAUAUACCCAUAGGUGAAGUUGUCAACGGGGAGAUUGAGAAGUUGAUGGUGAAUCAAGAUGGCGUCAGUGGCCUGCUUGUUAAGCUUGCAGAGGGUAUUGUUGGCUUUGUUCCGGAAAUGCAUUUGGCAGAUGUUCGACUACAACAUCCCGAGAAGAAAUUUCGAGAAGGACUCAAAGUUAAAGCUCGAGUGCUUUCAACCGAUCUAGUCAAACGACAAGUCAAGCUUACGUUGAAGAAGACGCUUGUAAACUCCGAAGCGGUCCCCCUAAAGUCGUUUAACGAAGUUACUGUGGGUAUGCAAGUUCCGGGUACCAUCAUCAAGGUGUUUGCCAACGGUGCCAUCGUACAAUUUUAUGGUACGCUCAGAGGGUUUUUGCCAGUUUCGGAAAUGAGCGAGGCGUACAUUCAAGAUCCAAAAGAGCAUUUCCGUAUCGGUCAGGUUGUCAGCGUACACGUCUUGAGUUUCGAUGUGGAGGCACGAAAACUCUUCGUUUCCUGCAAAGACCCUUCCGCCUUUGGUCUCGACAAACAAAAUGCCCUCAAGAAACUCCAGCUCGGAGAUGUCGUCUCUGCUAAAGUUGUGCAGAAAACUGAGGACGAUGUGUUUGUCGAGUUAACUGACAGCUCUCUGAAGGCCAUGUUAUCGGUAUGGCAUCUGGCCGAUCGACCCAACAAAUGCCAAUCUACCUUGAAACACGUCCGCGUUGGACAGACCCUCAACGAUCUUGUGGUCCUAGAGAAGAAUGAAGGUCGUCGAUACAUAGCGUUAUCGAAGAAGCCUAGCUUCGUCAAGGCGAAUAAGGAUGGGAAGCUUCUCACAUCUUUAGAAGGAGCUAAAGUCGGCGACCUUCGGCAAGGUUUCGUAAGAAAUAUUACCGCCACGGCAGCCUUCGUCCAGUUCUGUGGUCAGCUUACUGCCUUGCUACCCAAGUCAAAAUUGCCCCAGGAAGAUCAAAAGAAGACAGACUUUGGACUAGAAAAAUACCAACCAAUACUUGUUAAGAUUGAUUCUGUAGACAGAGAUCGUGGCAGGAUUGUUGCUGCUUCCCCCUUGCUUGAAGAUGAUAAGGGCUCGAAGAACGAUACCUCUACCGUAUCGAACAAGAUUGAGAACCCGGUGGACGAGACUAUUUCCUCGACUGAUGAUAUAUUCAUAGGCAAAAUUGUCAAGGCCAAAAUCACAUCGGUUAAGAAUACGCAACUCAACGUUAAGCUUUCCGACAACAUACAAGGCCGUGUUGAUGUUUCCCAAGUAUUCGACUCCUGGGACAAGAUUUCAAAACCGAAGUCCCCAUUGAGUACAUUCCGAGUGAAUAGCACAAUUACAGUUCGAGUUUUGGGUGUCCACGAUGCCAGAAAUCAUCGCUUCUUGCCCAUAUCGCACCGAUCAACUCACUCAGUCCUUGAGCUGUCUGCAAGACCGAGCGACUUAAAGAAAGACGCCCCGCAGGUAUUAUCAUAUGAUAAAUUAGAGCCUGGCUCUACUCAUGUGGGCUUCGUCAAUAAUGUUGAUCAUAAUUCCCUUUGGGUAACUCUCUCGCCUAAUGUGCGAGGCAGGAUCAACACCCUAGAGAUAUCAGACGACGUUUCUCAACUCGAGAAUCUGGCUUCGAGCUUCCCGAUCGGGUCCGCGUUAAAAGUUCGUGUUCUCGCAGUUAAUGCAGCUGAAGGCCGUCUCGAUCUCUCAGCACGCUCCGCAGGCUCGUCAGCGAAUCUCACUUGGGAAACAGUUAAACAGAACAUGGUUCUUCCUGGUCGGAUUACAAAGAUUAACGAACGGCAGAUCAUCGUGCAACUCAGCGACGUUGUCUCUGGCCCUGUGCAUUUAAUAGACGUUAGUGAUGAUUACGGCGAAGCAAACACACUUUCCUACAACAAGAAUGACAUCACCAGAGUUUCAGUUGUCGAAGUCGAUAAGAGCAACAAGAAAAUCCGGCUCUCGACUCGUCCUUCGAGGGUGUUAAACUCUUCUUUGCCUGUUAAAGACCGCGAAGUCACUAAGGCAUCUCAAGUGAGUGUCGGUGAUAUUCUUAGAGGAUUCGUGAAGAAUGUCUCCGACAAAGGCUUAUUCGUGAGUCUCGGCGGAAAUGUAACAGCAAUGGUCAAGAUCUCAGAUCUUUCAGAUAGAUACCUCAAGGAAUGGAAGGACGAGUAUCAGAUUGACCAGCUUGUCAAGGGCCGAAUAAUCUCGGUAGAUUCCGAUACAGGCCAUAUACAGAUGAGCCUCAAGGCUUCAGUCGUCGACAAAGAUUUUGUUCCGCUCAUCAAUUAUUCAGACCUCCGUGAAGGCCAAAUCAUCACGGGCAAGGUCCGAAAAGUGGAGGAAUUCGGCGCAUUUAUUGUCAUCGAAGGCUCUGCGAAUGUUAGCGGGUUAUGUCACCGCAGCGAGAUGGCUGAAAAGGCUGUCCAGGAUGCGCGAAAGCUCUUUGCCGAGGGCGACAUAGUCAAGGCAAUCAUCCUAAAGCUUGAUAGGCAGAAGAAGCGAAUAAGCUUUGGCUUAAAGCCCUCAUACUUUGAGGAUGUAGAUGAAAUGGAUGUCGACGACAGUGACGAGGAUGAAAAUGCCGGUGCCGCACUAUUAAGAGAUUCGGACGAGGACGACGAUGACGAUGACGAGAUGGAGGAUGCUGGUACCUCUGUAAUUAUAAGAGGGACCGAUAAUGAUUCAGAAGCAGAAGAUACCGACGAUGAGGAUACUAAAAUGGCAGAUAAGGAGGGCGACGACAUUGCUCCUCUCGACGCUGGCGGUUUUGACUGGUCUACCAAUGCGCUUGACAAGGUCGACGGGGCGGAUGAUGAUGCAGACGAAGAUGCGAGCGCAACACAGAAAAAGAAGAAGCGAAGAAAGCCGCAAAUUGAAGUAGACAAGAGCGGUGACCUAGACGCGUUUGGUCCCAGGACAGCUGUCGACUACGAGCAACUCCUCAACCGCCAGCCCAAUUCGUCCGCAUUAUGGAUCGAGUACAUGGCUCACCAGAUGCAAGUCAGCGAACUCGCCAAAGCCCGCGAGGUAGCUGAGCGUGCCAUUACAACCAUUAGUAGUACUGAAGAGACGGAAAAGCUCAACACUUGGAUCGCCUAUCUCAAUCUUGAAGUCCGAUUCGGCAACGAAGACAGCGUCGACGAAGUCUUCAGGCGUGCUUGCCAGGUCAACGAUCAGCAAGAGGUUUACCAACGCUUGGCCAGCAUCUACAUCCAGGAGGAUAAGGCUGGGAAAGCGGAUGACCUUUUCCAAACCCUCGUCAAGAAGUUCGGCGCGGAAUCACCGGAGGUCUGGUACAACUACGCACACUGGCUGCAUGCCGUCCAGAAUCAACCCGAGCGUGCCCGAGCCCUUCUACCUCGGGCCACCCAGGCGCUCCCGAACCACGCGCGCUUCCCGCUGAUGACCAAGUUUGCAGCGCUCGAGUUUAACUCGCCACACCGGAACCCAGAACUAGGACGCACCAUGUUCGAAGGCUUGCUGGCUACCUUCCCCAAGCGCUUUGACCUCUGGAACCAACUGCUCGACCACGAGGAUGUACCCGGCGCCGACAAAACUGCCAUCCGCGACAUAUUUGAGCGCGCUAUCCGGGUCAAAGGGUUGAAGGCUAGGGCGGCGAAGAAGUGGUUCAAGAGAUGGGCCGACUGGGAGGAGAAGAACGGCGACACAAAAAGUAGGGAGAGAGUUAGUGCUAAGGCUGCUGAGUGGGUGAGAUCUAGGGCUGAGGCUAAGGCGGCAAAGGAGGAUGAGGAAGAGGAUGAUGAUGAGUAGAUGGUGUCUUACUUGUCUUUUGCACGAUCAAGUAUCGGGUUGCUUCAUCUCCGCAACAUAGGCUAUUGUAUAUGGGUUAGGUGACAACCUAUACAAUCUUAAGUAUAUAUUUAACAGUGCAUAAUUCAAAGCAUUGAUUACGCUGCUGAAUAUUUCUUACCUAAUUAAACCAAGUUACGUUUGCUACUAUCCCACCAGGGGUAAAGAAGUACUAGAAGUUAUACGGCAUGC
Daldinia loculata is the source of this 5794-nucleotide messenger RNA. RefSeq names its product nucleic acid-binding protein. Gene Ontology annotation, cellular component: nucleolus; small-subunit processome. Lineage: Eukaryota; Fungi; Ascomycota; Sordariomycetes; Xylariales; Hypoxylaceae. The coding region runs from base 203 to 5563 and encodes 1786 amino acids. The transcript is spliced from 3 exons. The record is from RefSeq and is a predicted model, not a curated record. Gene Ontology annotation, biological process: rRNA processing. Gene Ontology annotation, molecular function: protein binding; RNA binding.